This is a messenger RNA of Ostrinia nubilalis (European corn borer), 4092 nucleotides long. RefSeq names its product mitochondrial protein C2orf69 homolog. Gene Ontology annotation, cellular component: mitochondrion. The record is from RefSeq and is a predicted model, not a curated record. The transcript has 11 exons. The coding region runs from base 1 to 1167 and encodes 388 amino acids. Lineage: Eukaryota; Metazoa; Arthropoda; Insecta; Lepidoptera; Crambidae.
AUGCCAGGAAAGCUGCACGGCCCGCCCAAUGAUGCGCCGCGCACGCUCGUCUACUUCGGCGGGGACGUGCAGGGGAACUCUAGGAGCGUACUCAGGGUUGCUGAUGCCAGAAAGGCUGCGCGCACGCUCGUCUACUUCGGCGGGGACGUGCAGUGUCCAGGGACCCCUAGUCGGUUAAAGAUCGCCCUGGGCAACGAUGCGGGGCGGCUAAACGACGCACCGCACACGCUCGUCUACUUCGGCGGGGACGUGCAGGACUACCCGGAAGUGAUGCAGGCGCACCGCGACAACCGGAACUACGCCAAGUGGAACCUGGAGAACACUGCGCGCAUGCUCAGCCUCAAUUUCCCCGCCACACACAUCCUCGUCGUGCGACCCUCUAGGAUAGAGUACAAGAGCUUCAGCUGCUACGACAAUUUCGUGCCGAGCAACAACGCGGGGGUGCCCGAUCACACUCCCACGCACAGCGCGCUACAUCACUUAGAAAGGUUACUGCAGUCAGUGACCACUCGACUAAAAGCCCUGCCCACUUCGGAAUUGCUAGAAGCAGUCUCAUCUAUUUCGCUGCCUGAAGAAAUCGACAUUGAAGAUUUACAUAACGCGUCGAUCCACGCGGCGCGAGACAGCACGCAAGAGGGCGGCGCGAGCGAACACAAGCCUGAGACAGACCCGCUGUGGUGGCGAGACACACUGUCCCUGGACGAGACACGCCUGACACUCGUAGGCUUCAGCAAGGGCUGCGUGGUGCUCAACCAGCUCAUCUACGAGUUCCACUACACCAAGACGCUGACGCCGGGCGACCUGCACAUGAUGAGGUUCAUCUCGCGCGUGGAGGCGAUGUACUGGCUGGACGGCGGCCACGCGGGCGGCAAGAACACGUGGAUCACCUCGCGCAGCCUGCUCGAGACGCUCACACGACUCGAUGUAAACAUCUACGUGCACGUGAGCCCGUACCAAGUGCAAGACGAGGGCCGGCCGUGGAUUGGACGCGAGGAGAAGGCAUUCACUGGGCUGCUGAAGAAACUUGGCGCCAAGAUCCGCAGAUACCUGCAUACUCAACCAGGCGCGGCGCAGUCCCUCCAGAUGCACUUCGACGUGCUCGCGCACUUCAAGCGCGUGCAGGACGCCGCGCCCGCCACGCCGCCCGACUCCGACGACGAGCACUGAACCGGCGGGACUACUGAGGGCUUAGGCCUCAGCCUCGAACUUAGCGGGCAGCGGGGCGGCGGCGGCGGCGGCGCGGGAGCGGCAGGAUCUUAUGCGUAAAAUCAAAUAGACCGGUUUUCGAAAACAGCGGCGCGGCAGCGGCGCCGCAGCGGGCACCGAGCGGGCAGCGGCGAGGGAGCGGGCAACGAGCGGGCAGCGGCGAAGGAGCGGGCAACGAGCGGGCAGCGCACUCCUUCUUUUGCCCACAAUAAAUCGAGCGUUAGGAAUAAAUUUGAAUCGAAAUAAAAUUGUCGCCGUUGUUCAGACAUUUCGUUUGCGAAUAAAAACAAAUAUCUCGACAACAUAACCCCGAACACAACACUUCGCCGCUAAAGCGCCGCGCGAGCUGCCCGCUUGUUUCGAGAACGGGUCUGCGUUGCCCGCCCCGCUCCCGCGCCGCCGCCGCUCCCGCCCCGCUGCCCGCUACGUUCGAGGCUGAGGCCUUAGAGUAGGCGCACACCGUUGAUUAUUCGUCGGCCGAUAGUUUAGUCGGGCAGUUGAUCAGUAUGGGCAUGUAUGGGAGUGCGCACACUACGCCGAUUCGAUUUGGCCGAUUCUUCAUACAAAUUAAAAUCGGGCACAACUAUCGGCCAACUAAAAAUCAACGGUGUGCGCCUACUCUUAGUGUGAGUUUACACCAAACGUCGUCACUAUAGCGGACGCGUUAAAAAAAAUAUAUGAAGAUCAAGAUAAGUUCUUUUAAGUUUCGCUAGGGGCGCUGAACAAUCCGUCAUACAUGUCACUUUUAUUUUACGCAGUUGACAUCGAAUGCGUUUGAUGUAAACUCACACUACGCCCUCUGGAGUUAUUUAUUCACGUAAGUGAGUAAAGAUGGGCGAUUGUGAAUGAUAUUAUUCGAUAACCUUACGAAUUCAUUCGAUUGUUCCUUCGGACUUUGCAAAAACAAACAUAAAAAGUGGAUUUUAUUUUGCGUGCGAUAGAGACCAAUUUUGUACGGCAAUGUAUUCACAUUCAUUCAUUCAAAUGAACUAGUGGUUUCGGCGCAUUCGAUUCGAUGGUUUCGGUUCCUUCGAAUAUCAAUCGAAAUUAUUUUAUUUUGCAUGCGCUAAAGACCAAUUUUUUAUGGCAAUGUAUUCACAUUCAUUCAUUCGUUCAAAUGAACUAGCGGUUUCAUUCGACUAGCAAUCGAUUGUUUUUGUAUUCAAUUGUUAAUAUUAGUAGUAUCAAACCAUUCGAUUAUUGGAAUCGACAACAAUCGCCCAUCUCUGUAAGAGAGCAUAAUAUCAGCGCUAAUAGAAACUGUCAUUCUUUCUCUCGCAUGCGGCUCUUUCGAUGUAAAGUUGCAGCUCUUCAGUUGUAAAAAUGUGUGUAUUGAACUGCUAAUCAUGUUCACAACAAUGUUUGUAUUGAACAAAACGUCCAAUUAAAUUGCUAAAUAGUUUUGGAAUCAGUCACAGGUGCGUCAAUUACGCAAAAUAAAAACUAUGAUAAAAAAAGAAACAACAAAAAUCUCCAGAAAAAGAUCCCCGAAUCGAAAUAAUGAAGAGAAUGUAUCUCAAAUUCUUGAAAACCCAUGUAAAUUACUCCCGUUUUCUUCGUAGGCGUGGUCAAUCCCUUUCUAUAAACAUGCCAAACUAGUUGUAAAUCCAGGUCUGUUUUUACAAAAUAGGUAUUUUCAUCCGCAUAAACUUGAAACAUUCAUAAAUAAAUAGGUUAAGAAGUUGUUCAUGAACUGGACAUUGAUUUUUAGUAAAGAGCUCAAACAAUUUGACAAAAUCGGUCCUCGACCAAGGUGUAUAAGGUGGUUUUCCAAUAAUAGAUCGUUAUUUAUACAUUUUAAAUGUUGUACUAUGCAAGUAUGCAGUGACGUAUGAAUUUCUGAAAGUCUGUGGCUGCUAUAUUUCACAGCUUCAUUCUCCAGCAAAAAAAGUAAGAUAUAGUUUUAGAGAUAGUAAACAAUCUCAAAAUUGAGAAUAAAUGUUAUUUAUUGACUAACAUAAUAAAUAUGCCAUUGUUGGAGCGUUGCUUUCGCGUGCGGUGUUAUGAUGGAGACAACGGUAUAUUAUAAUGUAGAAUUUAUAUGUAAAACAUUUUAGUAAUCCUAAUCACAAUGUGAACUUUACUGGUAUCAGGACGAAGCUCAGGGUAUUAUUGAGCACAAAAUUAUAUGAAGUAUGUAAAAGGGUCGCUUUUGUCUUUUCACACAAUAUUAGAUUGAAUGGCAAUUACGAACCAAUGGGAUCUUCAUUUUAGUAUCUUAUAAAUAUGCGAGUGUCCAGCAUUUUUAAGAGUAGAGCGUUCAAGAUACCAGUUUUAUACAAUUUUCGUAGCGUAUGCCAUAUUGUCCAAUAACGGAUUUUUACAUCAUUGAAAGUAAUGAGAUAAUUGGUGUAAAUAAAAAUUGAAACAAAUUAAAAUUAUUUUACUAAAGUAAUUUGGCGUUGUGAUUUAAAAUUGAGAUUCAAUUAAAAAGUUUUAUUAGAUGUAUAAAUAGGCCUAAAAUAAGAAAAAUAUUUAAAGCUACUUUGUGAGUGACAUAUUUUAGUUUAUUAUCUCAUUUUUUACAAUUAUUUCUAAAAUAUUAAAAAGACUCCAUAUUGUGUGUAUAAAACAUUAAUUGUUAUUAAAUGAUAAUACAUUUCUAAAAUGUAUACUAAGUUGUAAAAAAUCAAAUUAAAUCCAUUGAUUUUAUUAUUUCAAUUAUAAAUGUAUUCGCAUUUAUUUAACUUAUAUAAAGUAUCACAAAUGACAUUAUUUUAGUAUUAAAUUUAAAUACUAUCAAUGUGUGAAGAAACCUUCAAGUAUUUUAGCGGUAGUAUUUGUGUAUAGUGUAAAUAAAUCAGCUUGGACAACGCUUUCAUGAAGAUUGAUCUCAAGUUAAUCUAUAUGGCUAUGUAUUUUGAAAAUAAACCUAUUUUGAAUGUA